Molecule: messenger RNA, 2638 nt
Organism: Cottoperca gobio
Lineage: Eukaryota; Metazoa; Chordata; Actinopteri; Perciformes; Bovichtidae
Gene: syt4
Product: synaptotagmin IV
Exons: 5
Coding region: 261-1679 (472 amino acids)
Biological process (GO): calcium ion-regulated exocytosis of neurotransmitter; vesicle fusion
Cellular component (GO): synapse; exocytic vesicle; axon
Molecular function (GO): calcium ion binding; phosphatidylserine binding; SNARE binding
Source: RefSeq, a predicted model, not a curated record
GAGAUACGGGGUGUUGCCGCCUCUGAGACACACUCAAGCAUCACAGAGUAACAGCAGCAGGGUGAGGACGGAGCAUCCCUCCAUCCAUCUCUCUGGGAAAACAUCACUGCUUUUUCAAUUAUUGAAGCCGUACAAAACCCUUUGAAUUAUUAAACAUAAUCAAAGUCGAGGUCUUGUGGAGAUAUACUGCACCUCGUCACCAGGAGAGCGAGUUCUCCGGAGAGAAGACAGCAGACGUUUCAGCACCUUGGACAGCGAACAUGGCUCCAAUGGUGGAGGAAGGAGCUCAGCUCGUGGCAGUGCCUGUAGGUGUUGCUGUGGUGAGUGUCUUCGGCCUUGUCUUCACUGUGUCAGCCUUUGCAUGGAUCUGUUGCCAGCGUAAAAACGCCAAAUCCCAGAAGACCCCUCCCUAUAAGUUCGUUCACAUGCUCAAAGGGGUCGACAUCUAUCCGGAGAGCCUCAGCGGUAAGAAGAAGUUUGCUGCACCUGCCACCACGACAACUAAUGACACCAGUAAAACUGAUGUUAACGGAAACUGCCACACUGCGUCCCUAAUGAGUCCGACCGGAACCGGUAAACUGCCAUCAAGUCCAAACGGUUCUAGGCUGGAUCUGCAUCUGGAUCUGGAGAAACGGGAUCUGAAUGGAAACUUCCCCACCAAACCAUUUCAUCACCACCACCAGAAGGUGCGGAGCUCCCCGGAGCUGGAGCUGCCCUCUCCCCAUGCAGGGUUCACCCAACCUGGGGUGAUGGACCGCCGUGACAUCCCUUCACCAUCCAGCACCCUUUCCAGCCAGGCGCCCACCCCGGCUGUGGACAAGCCCCAGGGAGAGGAGAGGGAGGGCGGGCUAGGGACCCUCCACUUCUCCCUGGAAUACCAGCCAGAGAAGAAAGCAUUCAUCGUCCAUAUCAAGGAAGCCCAUGGCCUGACCCCGACUGAUGAGCAGUCGCUGACCUCUGACCCUUACAUCAAGCUGACCCUGCUGCCGGAGAAAAAGCACCGGGUGAAGACCAGAGUCCUGAGGAAGACUCUGGACCCCGCCUUUGACGAGACCUUCAGCUUCUACGGGAUCCCACUGGCCCGAGUGUCGGAGUUGGCCCUCCACUUCAUGGUGCUGAGCUUUGAUAGGUUCUCCCGGGAUGAGGUCAUCGGAGAGACCCUUGUACCCCUGUCUGGAAUCGACUUAUCAGAGGGGCGUGUCUUGAUGAGCCGGGAGAUCAUCAAGAAGAAUGUCAAAAAGUCCUCAGGCCGAGGCGAGCUGCUUCUCUCCCUGUGUUACCAGUCCACCACCAACACUCUGACCGUGGUCGUCCUCAAAGCUCGCCACCUGCCCAAGACUGAGAACAAUGGACCUACAGAUCCGUAUGUCAAGGUGAACAUGUACCACGGGAAGAAGCGUGUUUCUAAGAAGAAGACCCACGUGAAGAAGUGUUCCCCCAACCCGGUCUUCAACGAGCUCAUUGUCUUUGAUCUGACCUCCGACGAGGGCCUGAGAGACACCAGCGUGGAGCUGCUACUGAUGGACUCAGACACAGGCAACUCCCGCUGUCCCAACACCGUCCUCGGACGUGUGGUGCUGGGCACGUCGGUGGCGGGCACGCCCGGUGAGCACUGGAGGGAGAUCUGCGAUCACCCGCGCCGCCAGAUCGCCAAAUGGCAUGGUUUGUCAGAGGAUUAGAACGCCGGGGUGUUGGUGCAAUCUGUCGUCCAUGUACCUGAUCUGGUCCGACCAUGAGAGGGAUGGAAUGAGGAUGGGCAGGAUUAAACGUCCUGCUAGCCAGUACCCAUUGGACUUUAAGUGAGGGCGAGUGGAAAACAAGGGGGGGCUUUGAUGUUGUUUGUGGGGGGGGGGUUGAAGUGAUGUCAUCAUUCAAUCAAUCAUUCAAUCACUUAUCUUUGAAGUUAUCGGGGUUCAGCGGGGAGGGCGGGGCAUGACAAAGGGAACCCCGUAGCUUUAAAUGAUCCCAAAGACUGUCACCGAAAAUCACCUGGUAACAUGCAACAUCAUCUCCAUGGCAACAACCAAUUGUCACGGUAACCGUGUGCAGUGCAGAAUGUCUUAAAUGUCGCUUUUACUCUUCUUCUUUUCUUCCUCUGCUCCUCCUCCUCCUCCUUCUUCUCUUUCUUCGGGCAUUCCUCCUAUAAAUAGUAACCUAGUCCAUCGUAUGAAAACCAGAAUGAACCACAUCUGACGACGCUGUAAAAAAUGUGGAUUAUUAAAGUUUAUUUUAUAACGACAAUGUUUUCUUCAUAAAGAUGUAGAUUGUUUUUAUUUAUGUUCUUGUUUUGUACUCUUAUGGUUGAUUUGUUGAACAUGUUUUGUAAGUAUAAGUGGUAUUUCAUAUAUGAUUACUUAUUGAGUAAAAGAAAGCCUAAAUUAGGUGGUUUGAGAAAAGACUGGAACAGACAGAGUGCACUGGGGACAGUUAGCUGUGUGUGUGUGUGUGUGUGUGUGUGUGUGUGUGUGUGUGUGUGUGUGUGUGUGUGUGUGUGUGUGUGUGCGCGCGCGCGUGCGUGCAUGUGCGUGUGUGACAUAAUGUUUACUGUAGGUGUUUUGUCCCCCUUACUGUGAGCACAAAGACAGCUGAAAUGUAAAUGUAUGUACCUUACUAUAAAAUAUGGCAAGUUCUGAGAAAA